AAGCAGGGAAAGUUUGUGAGAGCGAGGGGGCGAGAGGAGAGGAGAGGGGUCGACCAGAUGGGAGGAAGGAAGGAAAGGAUCUCUCCGCCGGCUCAAGUGCGCGAUUAAAGGAUUCGGCGUAAAUAAACAAAUAUAUGAAUCAAAGCUCAUAAUAAAAAAAAAAAAAAAAAAAAAAAGGGGAGUUAGAGGCGCGCCACCGCGUUGCGUGGACGCGGACAAGACAGCGGCGGUGCGCGCUGCAGCAGUCUAGUCCUGUCUUUCUCUCUCUGGAUUUUUUUUACUCCUCAUGUUCUUCAAACUCUCGGUGACGUUUACUAACUUUUAAGGUCAGUGUCAGAAAAAAAAGUUUCCCUCCCCUCUCCUACUUGUUAUUCACUCUCUUCCUCGGAAAAUAAUAAUAAUAAGAAGAAGAAGAAGAAGGAGAAGAAGAAGAAGCUCCGGGGUGGAAGUGGAGGAAGGAAGAGCGCGUUUUUUUUUUUUUUUUUUUGUUGUUCCUUCCGAGGAGUCCGGCUCGCCGUAGCCGGGGUUUAGGCGUUGGCACCCGGGCAGGGAGUCCCUCGCCAUGGCUGGGGCCAAGCCGGGAGUCCACGCUCUGCAGCUCAAACCCGUGUCCGUCCACGAAGCGCUGAAGAAGGGGGGCAAGUUCAUCAAAUGGGACGAGGAGCCUAACAGCGGGCCCCCCACCCUGGUAACCCUGAAAGUUGACCCAGAUGGAUUCUUUCUCUACUGGACUGGAGGGUCCAACCUGGAGGUGGAGAUUCUGGACAUCAACACCAUCAGGGACACCAGGACAGGGAAAUACGCCAAACAACCAAAGGACCCGAAGCUGCGGGACGUGCUGGGCUUCGGUGAGGGUGAGAACGUUGAAGGGAAGCUGGUAACCAUCGUCCAUGGCAACGACCUGGUCAACAUCUCCUUCCUCAACUUCCAGGCUAUGCAAAAAGAUGCAGCCAAGAUAUGGACAGAUGAGCUGUUCACUCUGGCCACAAACAUACUUUCCCAGAAUGCAUCACGGCACACCUUCCUCCUCAAAGCGUACACUAAAUUAAAGCUGCAGGUGAAUCAGGAUGGGAAAAUUCCUGUCAAGAAUAUUCUCAAGAUGUUUUCAGAUAAAAAGAGAGUGGAGACAACUCUGGAGCAGUGUGGCCUCGUCAAUAACCGGUCUGAGGGAAUAAAGCCAGAUGAUUUCACGUGGGAUGCCUUCCAGAAGUUUCUCGACAGCCUCUGUCUCCGGCCCGAGAUACAAAGCAUCUUUGAGGAAAGUGGCUCCAAGAGGAAGCCAUUCAUCUCUUUGGACCAGUUGAUGGACUUCAUGAACCGCCGGCAGCGAGACUCCAGACUGAACGAGGUGCUGUACCCCCCGCUGAAGAGGGAACAGGUCCGACAGACCAUGGAGAAAUAUGAGACCAACGCCAGCCAGCUGGAGAGAGACCAGAUCAGUUUGCAGGCUUUCAGUCGGUAUCUGGAAGGAGAGGAAAACAGCAUCGUGCCUCCAGAGAGACUGGAUAUCAUCGACGACAUGAACCAACCACUGUCUCACUACUUUAUCAAUUCCUCACACAACACAUACCUCACAGUGGGUCAGCUGACCGGUCUGUCGUCAGUGGAAAUAUACAGGCAGGUGCUGCUGACCGGCUGUCGCUGUGUAGAGCUGGACUGCUGGAAGGGCCGGCCUCAAGACGAGGAGCCCUACAUCACCCACGGGUUCACCAUGACCACUGAGAUCCCCUUUAAGGAGGUGAUUGAAGCGAUAGCGGAAAGUGCUUUCAAGACCUCGCCGUACCCCCUCAUCCUGUCCUUUGAAAACCACGUAGAUUCGGCCAAGCAGCAGGCCAAAAUGGCAGAAUACUGCAGGACCAUCUUUGGAGACGCCCUGCUCAUUGAACCACUAGAGAAAUAUCCGCUGGUCCCCGGUCAGGCCCUCCCUUCUCCGCAGGAGUUGCUGGGUAAGAUUCUAAUCAAAAACAAGAAGAAGCACCAACACCACCGACCCUCGAGUAGUGGCAGCAUAAGACGCAGAGAGCUGGAGGAGCAUUCGUCACCCAACAACGGUUGCCCUCAGAACGACAGCGAGGGAAACCAGCUCCUUUCAAAUGGGGAGGAAAAGCUGGCUGAGCGGCUGGUCAAAGACUCUGAGCCUCGCAAAUCCAUUGGAGGUGAGGGAGAAAGCGAGGAGGACGAGGAGGACGAACCGACAACUGAGCUGAAGAAGCCAAACUCUGACGAGGGUACCGCCAGCAGUGAGGUGAACGCCACAGAGGAGAUGUCGACUCUCGUCAACUACAUCGAGCCUGUCAAAUUCAAGAGCUUCGAGGUGGCAAACAAGAGGAGGAAGUUCUUUGAAAUGUCUUCGCUGGUGGAAACAAAAGGCAUGGACACCCUGAAGAGCUCCCCCAUCGAGUUUGUCGAGUACAAUAAGAAUCAGCUGAGCCGAAUCUACCCUAAAGGAACAAGGGUGGACAGCUCCAACUACAUGCCUCAGCUCUUCUGGAAUGUCGGCUGCCAGAUGGUGGCGCUAAACUUCCAGACCCUCGACCUCCCUAUGCAGCUGAACAUGGGUGUGUUUGAGUACAACGGCCACAGCGGCUACCUGCUGAAACCUGAGUUCAUGAGGAGGACGGACAAGCACUUUGACCCUUUUACAGAAAACAUAGUGGAUGGUAUAGUCGCCAAUACUGUCAAAAUAAGGAUUAUCUCCGGCCAGUUUCUGAUCGAUAAAAAGGUGGGCGUGUACGUGGAAGUGGACAUAUUUGGACUUCCUGCUGAUACGAAGAGGAAGUACAGAACCAAAACAUCCAAUGGGAACUCGCUGGACCCCGUGUGGGACGAUGAAAUGUUUGUGUUUAAUAAGGUGGUCCUGCCCACGCUGGCCUCUCUGAGGAUAGCGGUGUUUGAAGAAAACGGCAAGUUUAUUGGACACCGGAUCCUCCCUGUGUCGGCCAUUAGACCCGGCUACCACUACAUCAACCUAAAGAAUGAGCUGAACCAGCCCCUCCUCCUGCCCUCUCUGCUGGUUUACACUGAAGCUCAGGACUACAUCCCUAAUGAACACCAGGAGUAUGCAGAGGCUCUGACCAACCCCAUUAAGCACAUCAGUCAGUUGCAUAAGAGAGAGACACAGCUGGCUGCUCUCAUAGAGGACAACAGUGAGCAUGUCCCCAACCAGCCCAAAGAGGGAGAGACCAAGAGGGAGAGUGACAUCAUUCCAGGAGGUCGACUCCCCUCCCCCUCCCACACUCUCCCCCCUUGCACCUGGGAAGAAACCCCUGACAUCAUCAAAUUACCUGCACCGGCUCAAAGUCCAAAAGAAGACCUCAUUGCCACUGUUCUGGCAGACGUCCAGGCCCAGUCCAUUGAGGAGUUGAAGCAGCAAAAGGGCUAUCAGAAGCUGCUAAAGAAACAGAGCAAAGAAGUCAAAGAGAUGCGUAAGAAACACCUCAAGAAGGUGUGGAAUAUGAGUAAGGAGCAGAAGAGUCGGAGUUGCCAGCUUAAAUCUGACACAGAGAGGAGACGCAGUCAGAUUGAGAAGAACCUCAAACGUAGCAUCAAGAGAAACGAGCCCCAUGAGCCGGUGCAGCGUGAGCUGACAGCGUUGGAUCAGGAGCUUGAGAAGCAGACGGUCCAGCUGAGGGAAUGGCAGAUGCAAGAACUGCUGAAUCUCCGACAAGAGCUUUUCAAACUGGAGAGAGAGAAGCAACAAACACAGCUGCAGGAGGCCCAGCAGAAGUUAAAGGAGACUACCAAUGAAUGCCAAGCAGCUCAGCUGAAGAAGCUCAAGGAGACGUGCGAAAAGGAGAAGAAAGAGCUCCAAAAGAUACUGGACAGGAAGCGACAAAACAGCAUCUGCGAAGCCAAGAUCCGUGACAAAGACAAGGCUGAAACGGAACUGAAUGAGAUCAACAGAAAACAUAUUCAAGAUUCCGUCUCCUUAAUCCGCGGGCUGGAGGAGGCUCAGACCAGGAGACAAGACAAGCUGAUGUUGAGGCAUCGGGAGGUGCUGCAACAAGUAGAUGAUGAACUUCCACUGCUCCAGUCUAAGUUGGAAAAAGGACUAGAUCAGGAGUAUCAGCGACUACCGGAGGAAAUCUGCCAGCACCUUCAGUUGGAGCUCAAGAACAAAGGUCUCCGAAAAGACGCCCUGUUCUCCCCUUGGUCCAACCACAGCAGCCCGAGCCCCAGCUCCGGCUCGGGCCCGCCCUCCAACUGCUCCACGCCCUCUUACCCGUCAACGCCCAAUCGGAGCACCUGUAACAGGAGCAUGGACAAUAGCACUGCGUCGUUGGCCGAUUCCACUUCCUCGUCCACCACUCCCGUCCUGUCAGAGGCGGAGAUGUCAUUCAGUUAAAAUACUAACUUUUAAAAAGUAAAAUACAAUACAUUCAAGUGGGGUCUAUAAUGAUUAUAAUGCGGGAUAGUAAUGAUAUUAAAUAUUUACUAAUUUUAUUCCUUUUUUUAAAUUACAGACUGUUUUGUUCUUGUCUACAGAGCUAUAUAAUUUUUUAUUUUGCUGUUUUUGUCAGAUGCACAUCAUGACUUUUGUUGGAAGAUUUCCUAAGAAUCAUUACCAAACUUUGAAUUUUUUACAUUUUCUUGUCUGUCUGUCUUGCUUUUAAUGUCAUAUACUUUGAUACUUUUUUCUUAGCAUCAUUUCCAGUUAUCGUCUGGUCAGUAAGCUUUGCUGUGGUUUCGCCACAAAACAAGCUUUAUGUUCACACUGUUUCAGCUAUAGCGUUCAGUUUGUAACAGUUUUAACCUCUUAAUUGACACCUUUUUUUGAAAGCUUUAAACCGUAGAGCUGUUAAGGAAAACAUUGUAACAUACAUACAGUUGGCCCAAGCGAUAACUUGGGCCAACUGAUUAUGUUGGCCCGAUAAUGAUCUUUUGUUUGUAGCAACAUUAGAUCAGUGUGAUUGCUUCAUAAAGCCUCAUGUCCAACAAAUACAUGAAGAACUUUUUAAAAUGCAACCAAUAGAUAUAUGUCUGAGUGCUACGAUUACAUGUCAAAAGACACAUCUUUUCCUUUUUUUGCAAGUAGAAAUCUUAUUGGUUAGAGCUGUAUUUUCCAGAAUUGAGUAUCAAAAGAGAACAUGAGAUACAUUUUUUUAGCUGUAAUGGUAGAAGUGACCAGUAAGCGGUGCUGCAGCCUUAGCUGUUUAUUUCAAACUGGUGGUUGAGCCUCCUAUUCAUAUAGCCUGAUUAUCCUAUCAUACUAUACACACUCACUCACACACCUGUCUCAGCAGGAUUUGCAGCGUCAUUGGUCUGUAUAAAUUAUCUGGCCUUUAACCCAAAAUCAAAGUCCAGCCAAGGUUGCAUGGGGGGGGGGAGUCAGCCAUCUGGCUAGGAACAAGUAUGUGUGUGCCUGUUUGUGUGUGUGUGAUGGUAAAGAAGGGAGGGUUUUAGUGAUGUAACACCCUCUUUCGCACACACACAUGCCUGACACUGUAUUUUACUGAGGCAUCUAUGAAAGUUUUAUACACACAUAAUAUUGCAUACACACACGCACACUAAAAGACUUUAAAAUCCUCAUCCCAUCAAAUCUACCCCGUUUAAAAAAACAAGACACACAAAUACACACAUAACAUUUUACAAAUAUCCGAUUACUAAACUCGACAAGGGUAUUUGUGUGUGUGCAUGGAGAAGUAAAUCUCUUGAUGAGACAUCUGCUUAUCCUACUAAAUGGAAAGAGUCUGCUGUGUGUGUGUGUGUGUGUGUGUGUGUGUGUGUGUGUGUGUGUGUGUGUGUGUGUGUGUGUGUGUGUGUGUGUGUGUGUGUGUGUGUGUGUGUGUGUGUGUGUGUGUGUGUGUGUGUGUGUCCAUGUUUGUUGGUGCAAUUACUUUGCAACUUUUGCAGCCUAGAGAAGGACACUAUGUUUAAAUAGCAACACCACUGUAGGAGUCUUCAUAUGAUGACUUAAGGCCGCACUAUGACAUUUUAAUUUAAAAAUGCAAUCGUAUUUGGAGUCUGAAUCCCCAUAUGAGGCAAACACAUGAGGGUAUUCCUUUGCAUUCUAGUUGCUACACUGUAGAUAUGCUAAAUUGAAUGAAUUAUUUUUGUUUUAGUGUAUAGAUAAUGUGGAAAGAAGUCCUGUCACAACUCAGUUGACGGCAUGAUGCUUAAUUUCAGUAAAGCCUCAAAAUUCAUAGUGUUAUUUCUUAUUGCCGAUAGGGGCUAGCAUGUGUUGCUAUGAAAACCAGUAGUUCUCUUGUUUCCACAGUGGUCAGUGGACAUAGGAACAGCUUUAUUUUAAGGUGAAUAUUCCACACAGCUCCCUCAGUUUGUUAGAUACUCAAUUCAAGCCAAAUAUUGAAUGUGGGAUUCUAGUGCACAAACGGUACUUUAUGUAUUCUAUGUUUUUGUCCCUUUCAAAGCUUUGUCAUUUUUUGUUUUCGUCCAUUACUGGAGACUUUAUUUUUUUUCUAAUUUUAAACAACACAAUGUUUUUUUCUUUCUUGUGUUUUCCACUUUGAGGGGUAAAAUGUUGGCACUCUGUGUAUAUGAAUUCUGUGUACAUGUUUAGAUUUUUGUGAAUUUUACUACUGACUACAAGUGCUGCAGAUGGAUGGAGGUCAGGAGAGGUCAAUGAAGGUUGAGGGAUAAAAAAUAAUUUUAAUAAUUUCUGCUUUUUCUCAAAGAAAAGAUUGUUUUUAGAUGACAUUUCUGCCUUGUCCUCUUCCACCUCCCUCCUUCAAUGAGCACUGGCUGCCUGUCUGUCUGAUUAUUCCCCCCUCACACAAAUGUCAUUGUAAACUAUCAUCUAUUUAAAUGGAAUUUUAACAACUUUUUAUUUUGUGGUUAUUUAAGUUUUUAUAGAUGGAAGAAAUAACCCAUUCAUUUUUUUGCAGAGUGUAAAUGUUUAAUGUAUCAAGCCCCCAUUUCAGAAUGUACAUCUUUUCAAAGCAUUUUGAAAUCAACAUUUCGCUUUUUCAGGUUGGACACCAUAAAGAAAGCAACUAGUUUAUCUUGUCGGUCAUAAUUAGGACUGCAACAACAACAUACACCUUCUAGGGUCAGCACUUUCUUGAAAUGGGUACGCUGACCUUUAAAUCGCUGAGAAUUUAAGAGUGGAAGAUUGCCAACCUUUUCCUUCACUCAGCGUACAACACUGCAUACAGUAUGUAAAUGUUUUUGCUCAGCUAUCUCGUUUUGGACACCAGAGUAAACAGUGUGAUAAUUUACUAAAUGCAGUGGAGACUGUGGUUAAAAAGGGACCCAUCUUCAAAAAUCUAAUGGUUUAUUUGCUUAGAAAUAUUGAUACAUUCCUUGCAUGCCGUCUGCUUUUAAGGUUGAGGUGGUCCAAGCCAUUCCAAUUCCAGUGGCAAAUAUUCAUUUAUAUAUAUAUAUAUUUGUACAGUAUUACCAGGUACACAGAAGAGUAGUUUUCAUUCUUAUAUUUGAUCCCAUUUACAACAACUCCAUUUCAACUGAGAUUCUUUUCCUAUUUAAAUGCACUUCUACCCUUUUUUGUUUUUGUUGCUUGUCAAAAAAAAACAAUAACUUUGGUUCCUGUGACAUGGGCAUCAAUCCAACCAUUUUUUAGUGAUUUUUACUUUUUGUGCUACAGUCGUUUAUUUUCUAUGAGGUUUAGUGGCCGCAAAAGAGUUGUCAAGUACAUUUUCAAAGCUACACUGGUUUCUGUGUCUGUUUUUGAGCUGUUUUUUAUCUGGGACCAUACCAACAGAUGCAAAUAUGUGAGGAAAAGUGUGAAAGAAGCCAAAUUUGAGAAAAAUAGGUCUUCAAUAUAUAAUUCUUAAAGAAAAUAUGAUUGCAAGAAAAAUACAACAGAAGUAGUUCAAUUAUCUUAAGGAUUUUGAUCUGUAGACUCUAACUCUACUAUAAAAAUACAUGUGAAUGAGAUGCUUUAAUACUGUAUUGUUAGUUAGACAACUGUCAUGACUGGUAAAAAUACCCAAAACACCUUGAAAUUAAGUUAAAUGCCAUAUUUUAUUUUACAGCUGUUGAUAUCAGACUUAAAGCUGCACUAAUUCAUAUUUUUAUUUUCACAUUGGAUCAAAUGAUUAUGU
Anoplopoma fimbria (sablefish) is the source of this 8024-nucleotide messenger RNA. It is a transcript of the gene plcb3, whose product is annotated as phospholipase C, beta 3 (phosphatidylinositol-specific). The record is from RefSeq and is a predicted model, not a curated record. Lineage: Eukaryota; Metazoa; Chordata; Actinopteri; Perciformes; Anoplopomatidae. Gene Ontology annotation, biological process: phosphatidylinositol-mediated signaling; lipid catabolic process. Gene Ontology annotation, molecular function: calmodulin binding; calcium ion binding; phosphatidylinositol-4,5-bisphosphate phospholipase C activity. The transcript is spliced from 34 exons. The coding region runs from base 563 to 4345 and encodes 1260 amino acids.